Sporothrix brasiliensis 5110 is the source of this 642-nucleotide messenger RNA. RefSeq names its product C-8 sterol isomerase. Gene Ontology annotation, biological process: ergosterol biosynthetic process. Gene Ontology annotation, cellular component: endoplasmic reticulum. The record is from RefSeq and is a predicted model, not a curated record. Lineage: Eukaryota; Fungi; Ascomycota; Sordariomycetes; Ophiostomatales; Ophiostomataceae. The coding region runs from base 1 to 642 and encodes 213 amino acids. The transcript has 2 exons.
AUGAAGGUCCUUGCCAUUGUUGUCGCCGUCCUGGCGUCCCUCGUCUUCCUGAUCGAGAAGAACCUCGACUCCUUCUACAUCUUCGACACCGUCCACCUGCACGACCUGGCCCAGCGCGCCGUGGCUGCCCACGGCAACGACACGGGCGCCAUUGUCAACUUCAUCACCAGCGAGCUCAAGGGCCAUGCGAAGCUGUCCUCGUACGUCAGCGACAAUGGCGAGUGGAUCCUCAACAACGCCGGCGGUGCCAUGGGCGGCAUGACCAUCCUGCACGCCAGCAUCACCGAGUACCUGAUUGUCUUUGGCACCACCGUGGGCACCGAGGGCCACACCGGCCGCCACACCGCCGACGACUACUUCCACAUCCUGACCGGCGAACAGUGGGCCUACGUGCCCGGCCUGUUCCAGCGCGAAGUCUACGGUCCCGGCGAGGUCCACCACCUGCGUCGUGGCGACGUCAAGCAGUACAAGAUGCCCGAAAACUGCUUCGCCCUCGAAUACGCCCGUGGCUGGAUCCCUCCCAUGAUGUUCUUUGGCUUUGCCGACGGCUUCUUCAGCACCCUCGACCUGCCGACCCUGUGGCGCACGACGUACGUCACGGCCGUCCAAAUGAUUGGCAACCUCCUGGUUGGCAAGAUCUAA